Molecule: messenger RNA, 249 nt
Organism: Penicillium vulpinum
Lineage: Eukaryota; Fungi; Ascomycota; Eurotiomycetes; Eurotiales; Aspergillaceae
Exons: 1
Coding region: 1-249 (82 amino acids)
Source: RefSeq, a predicted model, not a curated record
AUGUUUGUUGUGAUUGAUGAGGAGAGUUUUCAGACUUUACAAAACGCUCCGCUUCCAGAGGACUUACUACAAAGAUUGGAGGAUGGGCAGCGUUAUUAUGUGAAAGUCGUUGAAGCAUUGGAGGAUGACGCCGAGCCGCCCUUGAAGUGCUCCCUACGUUCGAUGUUCAUCGUGUGGCUGGAUAUGCAGGAAGGGGCUUACCUAGAGGAAAGCUGUUCGCUGAGACCCUACGGCACAGAUGUUUUUUGA